ACAAUACAAAACCUCAUAUAUUGUUAAUUCACUCCUUACACGAAUUGCUUGUAUCAAAGCAAGACAAUCCCACCAAUCAUGCCUCCCAAAAAGCCCAAGCAAAGUGACGCUACACCAGAAUCACCACCUCCGAAUUGGCCCCCUUUCAAGCCUCUCAUGCCAUCUACAAACUUAACUCUCGAAACCAUUGUUCCUGGUCAAAUUAUUACAAUACCAAACUUUUGGACAUCUACUUUGUGUAAAAAUUAUGUCUCAUUCUUGAAAAGUUUACCCUUAACUACAACACCUGGUAAACCUAAAAAGGGUGAUGCAUUGAGAGUCAAUGAUAGAUACCAGGUUGAUGAUUGGAAUUUCGCUGAACGACUUUGGAGGGAGACCGGACUCAAGGAGCUUUUAUGUGGUGAAAUUGAGAGGGAAUAUGAGGAGGAGGGUGAAAAGAUGAGUGAGGAGGAGAGAAGAGAGUUGUGGUGAAUAUCCCGCCGUUUGGCCGUCCAUACUUUAUGCACCCGCUACAUGAUGCUAAUAAGUAUUAUAGGGGAGGAGAAGUUGUAGGUUUAAAUCCCGUCAUCCGAAUAUAUAGAUAUUCAAAAGGACAGUUCUUUGAUUGCCAUUGUAAGUUGACACACCCCCUUCAAGUCACGAGUGUUCAAUUCUCACAUAUUUCUCAGACGAUGAAUCGAAUCUCAUCACACUUCCAACAAGACCUACGUCCACUCAAGCAAAGACAACAUGGACACUAUUAUUAUAUCUCACAUCUCCAGCAACAGGUUGUCAAGGGGGUGAAACAGUUUUCUACCCUGAGGAACUUCCUAACAAGAAGUCUCCCAUUGAUAAGCCUGUUGUCAUAAGUCUAGAGACUGGAAUGGUCCUGUUACAUAAGCAUGGGGAUGAUUGCAUGUUGCAUGAAGGGAGAGAAGUCACGGACGGUGAGAAGUGGAUUAUAAGAACUGAUGUAUGCGUAAGAAGAGUAAAGCCUUUGGUAAAUAAGUCGAUGUUCGAAGGACUUUCAGCUAUUUAGGAGGUAUAGUAGGUAAUAGGUGAUAGUUAAUGGUACCUACUACUUGCCUGGGUAAUAGCCAUGAAUUGAG
Messenger RNA from Sclerotinia trifoliorum, 1088 nucleotides. NCBI's taxonomy places the organism in Eukaryota, Fungi, Ascomycota, Leotiomycetes, Helotiales, Sclerotiniaceae. The record is from the annotation of a GenBank genome assembly.